GUGCAGCGCGGCAAUCACCUGUCAAUGGAAAGAGCCGAAGAUGUCGGCUCGGUCAUGUGAUCAGCUGUGUCCAAUCACAUUUGAUCACAUGAGAGCCAGUAAUCUGCAUUCUUCAGAGGGAACAUCUACACUGAUCAUCAGAGCACUGAUGAUCAGUGUGCCCUGAUGAUCUGUGUAGCCCCAGCAGUGCCACCUGUCAGUGCCACCUGCCAGUGCCCAUCAGUGCCACAUCAGUGCCACAUUUCAGUGCCUACCAGUGCACAUCAAUGCCACAUAUCAGUGCCCAUCUGAGCUGCCUUUCAGUGUCACCCAUCAGUGCCAGUCAGUGCCACCUAUCAGUGCUGCUCAGUGCCACCUAUCAGUGCUGCCUAAUCAGUGCCAUGUGCAUCAGUGUGCCCAUCAGUGCUGCCUAUCAGUGGCGCCUAACAGUGCCAGUCAGUGCCACCUAACAGCGCC
Molecule: messenger RNA, 456 nt
Organism: Staurois parvus
Lineage: Eukaryota; Metazoa; Chordata; Amphibia; Anura; Ranidae
Source: the annotation of a GenBank genome assembly